Molecule: messenger RNA, 3630 nt
Organism: Prunus dulcis (almond)
Lineage: Eukaryota; Viridiplantae; Streptophyta; Magnoliopsida; Rosales; Rosaceae
Product: putative disease resistance protein RGA3
Exons: 3
Coding region: 224-3196 (990 amino acids)
Biological process (GO): defense response to other organism
Molecular function (GO): protein binding; ADP binding
Source: RefSeq, a predicted model, not a curated record
UUUCUAAAUCUUUACCUAGAUUAUUUUUUCUUUUAGUUGUGUUUGCAGCUACGAGAACCGCUGGAUCUAAUCUAAUGGUGUGAGUAAUGAUGUGGUUGAGUGGUCCUUACGGUUGGCAGGUGAACGGGCUGGACAGAAUUUAUGGGUAAACAAAGACAAGGUGCUGUUUAAGAGGUUCAAUUCUCUCGCCGAUGCUUUCCUCCACGACUUCAACUGGGAAAAGAUGAAGGAUACAUUAGAAGAGCUCAGAUCCGUAGUUCUUGAAGUGGAAGAGCAAUCGCUGAAGAACCAGUCGACCAAGUUCUGGCUGAUGCAGAUCAAAGACAUUGCUUACGAUGCUGACGGUCUGGUUGAUGAUUGGGAGCUGUUGAGGAUGAAGUCGAGGAAGAAGGUAUGCAAUUGCCUUCCCCUCUACUGGCACAGAAGCGCUGCAAAGAUGACGGGUCUUCUGUCAAGAUUCGAAGAAGUAGGGAGUAAAUAUCACCUGUUUGAUGCUUCUAAAUCUGUCGAAAAAAGCCCCAGUUUCAACGUCAACGCACAGUCUUCUUCUUUCGUAUCCGAUGAAUCUGUUUACGGGAGGUAUGAAGAUAAAGAGAAAAUCCUGGUUAUGUUAUUUGGCAGUUACCAUCAGGAUCUUAAUGUGAUCCCAGUUGUGGGUAUGGGAGGGAUCGGAAAGACAACCCUUGCACAACUUGUUUACAACGAUGAUAGGGUGAAAGCACACUUUAACUUGACGAUCUGGGUUACUGUGGGCGUAGAAUUCGAUCUUGUGAGGAUUGCUGAAGCGAUUUUGUGUGAUUCAACUGGCAGGUCGCAAAAGUUAUCCAACAUGGAUGCUUUAGAGACUGCUGUUAGAGAUGUGCUGCGGGGAAGUAGAUUUUUAUGUGUGCUGGACGAUGUAUGGUCUCAAAACCAUUCCCAAUGGGAAAUCCUGAGGGGAUGGUUCAGUGCAGGUGCUUCAGGAUCUGCUGUUAUAUUAACUACACGCAACAUAAGUAUUGCAAGUUUCAUGACGCGUGGUAGCAUCUAUUGCUUAGAACCUCUGUCUGAGGAAGUUUGUUGGAGUAUUUUUGGAAGUUUAGCAUUUGGAUAUAUGACGCCGAAAGCUGAAUUGGAAGAGAUUGGUAAGCAAAUUGUUAGAAGGUGUGGAGGACUGCCGCUUGCCAUUAAAACCCUGGGUGGCUUAAUGCGCUACAAAACACAAGUACAUGAGUGGUUAUCUAUCAUGAAUAAUGAUAUAUGGGAUAACUCUGAUAUUUUAGCAGUUUUGAAGCUGAGCUACGAUCAUCUACCUGCACAUCUGAAGCAAUGUUUUGCCUAUUGUUCAGUAUUCCCAAAGGACUACGCAUUCAACAGGGAGAAAUUAAUCCGCUUGUGGAUUGCAGAAGGAUUUGUUGAAUCAACCUUCGGGGAGGAGUUGGAGGAUGUUGCUGAUGAAUAUUUUGUGGAAUUAUUGCACCGUUCCUUCUUUCAGGACAGAAUGACAGAUCCUAAUGGUAUCACAGUGGAGUACCAGAUGCAUGAUUUAAUGCAUGAUCUUGCACAGUGCGUUGUUGGGGUUGAGUCUGCAAUCGUGGAAGAGAAAGAUUCACUGCAUGUCUCAGAAAAGGUUCGUCGUAUCUCUUUAGUUCAUGAAUCUGGGAGUUCAAAAAUUCCGGAAAGAGUCUAUGGAGCUAAGAAAUUGCGGACAUUGUUUUCCUUCUCCGGUAAGUUCGAGAGAAUCCCUCUUCCUUUCCUAAAUUUGCGAUACCUGCGAGUCUUAGGUUUAUCCCAAAGAGGCAUUCAUGAGUUGCCAGACACCAUUGGUACUUUAAAUCAUCUGAGAUACCUUGAUCUCUCUCAUACAUAUAUUAAAUCGAUUCCAGAAUCUAUUGGUAAGCUGAAAUAUUUGCAGACUUUGGAACUUUCUGAGUGCUACAAUCUCGUGGCGUUACCCAAGGCUAUUUGUCUUUUAACAAACCUCAGGCAUCUGGAUAUUAGGUCAUGUUCUUUGAUUCACAUGCCAUCAGGGAUUGGAAAAUUAAGUUUUCUUCAAAAUCUGCCAGCAUUCAUAUUAGGGAAGCAAGCUAACUGUGCUGAACUAAUUGAGCUGCGCGGUCUCAACCUUAGAGGGAGGUUAGACAUUAAGAAUCUUGAGAAUGUGAUAAAUUCGGCACAUGCUCGAGAAGCAGGGCUCCUACAGAAGCUAAGGCUUCGCUCUUUGGGUUUAUCAUGGGGUCGCAAUGCCCAUUUGGCGGCUGCUGCAUUAUCUUUUGAAGUAUUAGAAGGCCUUGUGCCACCCCGGGGUUUAGAAGUGCUGGAUAUAACAGGAUACAAUGGUAAAGUGUUUCCAUCUUGGAUAGCAAGUUGUCUCUCGAAUGUAGUAAAGGUUUCUCUGAUCAACUGCAGUUGUCAACAACUUCCCCCACUGGGGAUGCUUCCAUUCCUUAGGGAUCUCUUUAUAAAAGGGAUGCCUGCAGUGUGCAGUAUAAGUUAUGACUUUUAUAAGAACUGUAAUGAUAUAGCCUUCCCAGCAUUGAGACAGCUUGAGCUUUAUGAUAUGCCUAAUUUGUUGGAAUGGAAAUUGGAUGAAAAAGUUGAAUCAUUCCCUUGCCUUGACACGCUAACAGUGAAAGGGUGCAGUAAGUUGACUGGCUUACCAUCCAUUCCACAUCUCAGUAACUUAGCCCUGUGGCACAGUGAUGAACUACUACUUGCCUCGUUGGCCCAUCUGACUUCACUUUCCACGCUCGCUCUAAACGGAUUACGAGAUCCUAAGGUUUUCCCCUGGGAUAUGGGGAGUUUGAAUUAUAUCAAGCAACUAACGAUGUAUGAUUGCGACAAUCUGGAGUCUCUGUUUGAGGACAUGAGAGGGUUUAGUUCUCUUCAACAAUUAAGUAUUUUAUACUGUCACAAAUUGGAAUCCCUGCCUGUGGGGCUGAGGUACCUUGAUUCACUUAAAAGGCUUGAUAUUGUGGGGUGUGAACAGCUGGCUGAUAUCUUAGACAUUAUGCACUGCCUUUCUUCUCUUGAGGAGUUGAUCAUUGAGGGAUGUCCCAUGUUGCGUUCAUUCCUUUACACAGAUAAGCCUAUCCGUCUCCAAAAGUUGGUCAUCAAAGGAUGCCCUCAAUUAAAGAUCAACAGUGGAGAUUUCAUCACUGAAGAAGAUAUCCUCUGGGAGUCUGAUACUCGAGAAGCACAUAUUCCACGAACUUGAUGACAUCGCUUCCUUCAGGUUUGUUGGUUUGCUGUCGCAGAUGAAUGAAGCAGUUGGGCAGUUUGAAAGCAAAACGUGCUUUCACUUUUGUUGGAGGUGUCAUGAGGGCAUAUUUAAUAACGUAAUUGGUUUUGCUGAGAAGGGGAUGCACCAGUUUGGUUGAUGCCGUUGCUUGAGAAGGAUAGGGAGGUGGGGUAGUUGGGUAUAGGCUUUAAUUGAGCUUCUGUGGUACUCUUUUUCCUUGGCCAAAUUUUCCUAUCUCGAGGUUUAUUUUUGGGAAGGUUUUAAUGAGGCCGCAUUUUAGCUCACUUGUCUCCAGUAUUUUGUAAUAUGUACUCUGAUUUGUACCAUGAACGAAAUUCUUCUUUUUGAUAAAAACCUCAUGUAAAAAUCAUAUAUAUGGAAAGGGUUUGGUAUCUGGCGAUUUACCUUGA